This is a messenger RNA of Micropterus salmoides (largemouth bass), 4076 nucleotides long. It is a transcript of the gene pld7, whose product is annotated as phospholipase D family, member 7. NCBI's taxonomy places the organism in Eukaryota, Metazoa, Chordata, Actinopteri, Centrarchiformes, Centrarchidae. Gene Ontology annotation, molecular function: catalytic activity. The record is from RefSeq and is a predicted model, not a curated record. The transcript is spliced from 12 exons. The coding region runs from base 190 to 2796 and encodes 868 amino acids.
UCAUGUGUUUUCAUAAAUAGCAGCUGUCUAAUGCACUUUGUGUGUACCAAAGCUCAAUUAGCCGUUUGCCACAGUAGGCUCUGGAAAUCAAGAAAACGUUAGUUAACGCUAACUGCUGAUUAACGUCGCGUCCCGUUCCGUCCGUUAAUCUCGUGUGAAGAAGGUGCUUGUGUAUUACUGGACUGGAAGAUGCCGAUGGUACUGCGGUCCAGAAAGUCCAUUAACACCAGAGAGGCAAAUGAGGUACCGAGAAGGUCGACCCGCCUGCACGGUAGUACUUCAUACGAGGAGUCAGAUGAGUCAGACUCUGAGACUGUCCAGAGCCAAGUGAUGGAGAGACAUCAAAGUCCUGCUGAGCUGAAGGAGGAAACUGCUGAGGAGGCCGGUGUAAUGGAACUGAAGCAUUGCAGCAUUGUGCUGGAACGUCUCUCGGCUGCCGACAGGGCUGCAAAAAAAGAGCUUGAGGAAAAAGAAGACAUGAACCGCAAAGGUGGGAAACCCGUUUCCAGAAUUCCUACUUUCCAUAAACGACCCAUCGGUGCGAGCCAGAACACAGAGCUGCCUGUUCCCAAGAAAGAUACCCCUGUCCAUGUAGCUCAGCCCCACGAGAAAGCUGGGGUUGGAAGUGUAGAGGUUUCCAAGUCCAAGUUACCCGAUGUCAGAGAAACGGCACUACCCCUGCCGUCGAUCCGCGUCCCCAAAGUUGGCUUCGACGCUCCGUCACCGUUCACCAACACAGAACAAGUCCCUGGAACAGCCCAUAGUUCCCUAAAUACUGUACCCAAGAGCUGGAGUUUGUCUGAGUUUGUGCCGUGCCCUUCCAUGACUGUCAGCCCCAGGCCUGCGCUCAGACCAGAGCACAGAUCCGCGCUACGUUUAUCAGACGAAGACGAGAGUAAAAGGUUUGAAAUGGAAUCUGACACCACAGCAGAAGGCACCUUAUCUCACCUUCCACACGAGGGCUCCGUCAGUGAAAAGCCACAGGAAGACGAUGUUGAUGAGGUUCAAAGCAGGAUUACCCUCACUGCCUCUGGAGAUACUAUGAAGUCAAAGUCUGCAGACGUUGUUCACGCAACUGAGGUUAGCCAAGAUGAUGCUAUCAUGAAUGAAGAGCCACCGUGGGAGACAGCGCAGAUGAACAUACUUGAAUUAAAGGACAGCAGGUCUUCAUCAGAUGUUGAAUGCGAGGAUGAUUUGGCAGGUGGAAAGUCUGAGGGCCCCGAUUCAGGGGAGGUGAAGGAGUAUCGCGAGCCACUUAUAAGCCAGUCUGCGUUUUCAGAUCUUCCAGAGGAAAUAGCUGGAACUGAAGAAUCGGCCUCUCCUGUAGCACCAGAGGAGCCUGCUAAAGCCAAGUCAGUCAAGGUAACUAAGAGCUCAGGAUGCUCUGGUUUUGCCCUCUUCUGCUUCCUGCCCACUACCUUGCUGCUUCUAGGGGGUUUUGGCCAGCAUGUUUGGCACUACGGGCUUCCCAUGUCUGUGGCUCAGCUCACAGCUCAGCUGGAACUGAACCUGCUGGAGGGCUUUGGAUUAGUACCAGAGCCUUGCAGCACUGAUUGUCGAGUGCAUCUGGUGGAGAGCAUCCCUGUGGGCCUCUACCAGUCUUCUCCCUCGUCCAGACAAAGCAUCGCAGACAGCUGGCUUCAUCUGCUGCACAAGGCCAACAGCUCGGUCCAUAUCGCUGCUUUCUACUUCACUCUACGAGGCAGCGAUUUGGAGUUCUCUGGCUCCUCUGACUCUCAGGGACGAAAGGUCUUUAAGCAGCUUAAACAGCUUGAAUCCAAAGGUGUGAAACUCCAGAUUGCCGUCAACGCCCCCCAGGCCUCAACUCAAGAUACGGCAGAAUUGGCUGCAGCAGGUGCAGAAGUCAGAGAGGUAGACCUCAAGGCUGUAACUGGAGGCAUUGUCCACACCAAGCUGUGGGUGGUCGAUCAAAAGCACUUGUACUUGGGUAGCGCUAACAUGGACUGGCGCUCUCUAAGUCAGGUGAAGGAGGUCGGCCUGUCAGUGGAGGACUGCAGCUGCCUGGCUCAGGAUGCCUUUCGGAUCUUUGGGGUGUACUGGAGCAUUGGCGACGCGAACAACGGCUCCCUGCCACCGUACUGGCCUGCACGCCUCUCUGCCCUGUCCAGCUCCCAGGAUCCCCUGCACCUGAAGUUCAAUGGAGUCCCUGCUCAAGUCUACCUGUCUAGCGCCCCUCCGUUGAUCUCAGCCCGCGGCCGCUCAGACGACCUCUCCACCAUCCUGUCUGUCAUCGACGACGCCAAGAAAUUUAUUUACAUCUCGGUCAUGGACUAUCUUCCCCAGUCUGAGUUCACAGAGCCUAUCAGGUUCUGGCCGGCCAUUGACUCGGCCCUGCGUGCUGCAGCCUGCUACAGAGAGGUACAGGUGAGACUCCUGGUUAGCUGCUGGAAGCACUCGCCUUCCUCCAUGUUUACCUUCCUGCAGUCCCUGCUGGUGCUCAACAGGCCUCCACUGAAAUGUGACAUUAAUGUGAAAAUCUUUACAGUGCCUUCAACAGCGGAGCAGAUGAAGAUUCCUUUUGCACGAGUCAAUCAUGCCAAGUACAUGGUUACAGACAGAGUGGUCUAUAUAGGGACAUCCAACUGGUCCGAGAACUACUUCACCCAGACAGCCGGCGUGGGCUUGGUGGUGAACCAGACCGGCUCUGAGGUUAAGAAAGGCCAAGAGACUCUGCAGAGCCAAGCAGAGGAGCUCUUCCUCAGGGACUGGACGUCUCAGUAUACCAGCACUCUCUCUGUUGACGAUGUGGACGUCUGCCCUCGAAGCCCACACUAAGGGUUUGUUACUCAAUAAAGCGCAUUGCAUUGUAGAUGAGCAUCUUGCUUGCUCCAGCCACUUGAACUGUUUUUAACUUAUGCAGAAUCCGCUUGCUGUGCUGUGUGAAUGAACACAGGUUAUCUUAAUGCUGUUUCCUGACUUGGCUGCCUGUUUUUUGUUUUGUGUGUGUGUAUAUAAUUGUGUUUUUAUAUUUCGUUUCAAAACAUGUUCUUAUAUGUUUUUAUACUCGUUAUUGCUCUGGUAACCGUCUUACAUGAGUUAAGGCAGGAACCUGCUUUGUACAAUUCAUUUUAUGCUUAGAGCAUUUUGUAUAUUUUGGUGCCAUUCUGGUGCCAAGCUUGAACAAUCUCGUAUAGGAAAUAAAACCUUUCCAAAGAGGUGCACACACAACGGCCAUGUUUACACUGCUGAAGCUGUCUGAUGUAAUGUCAGUACCAACUUGUAAAUACUUUAAAUUCAUCACUGAUGGCUGGCUCGCAAAGAAAUCCAAUUUGAAUGUGUACCACUACAGAAACUAACUCACUCAAAUAAGUGAGUUUUUUUUUUUUUUUUUUUUAUUCCAAUUGUUUGUUCUGUAUUUAGAAAACAAAAUGUGUUCCUUGUCCAACAUCUGUUUUACUGUAAUGAUAAUUACCCACUAUGUCUGUGUAGUUUCUGUCACCAUUUUAUGACCAGGUUUAUCUAAUGUAUGCUUGAGCUCAGCUGUUUCUGUUCUCAGUGGACAUGUUGUUACUCUUUAACCUCCCAGCUCUGGAUGAAACAGGGAACAUUUCGGUUGGUCCCUGACUAACAAAGCAGUUUGUGUGAUGUUUCGCUAAAAAUAAUAUUUGCUCCUUGUUUGGUGAUCUCUGAGAGCUUCUCACAUAUUAUGAAAGGAGCGAGACUUUGCAUUGAUGAAGGAGUGGUAAUGGUUUUAAACGUUGUCUGUUCACUGUAAUUACCUCUCCUGGUUCAGGAUUUCAGUCUCUGAUAUCUGUCCUAUACCUGUGAAGGGGAUUUCAUUUGUACUCGAAUCAUCCAAAACAUUCCUUAAACAAGAGUCCACAGCCACACUAGCUUCUCUGUGAGGCUGUACUUGGACAUAGCAUUUGACGCAAAGCACUAUCAUGGUCACAAAUAAAAGCUAACAUUAGAAUGUUAACUGUGUUAUCAUGCUAGCAUUUGUUAAUUAGAACUAAACACAUUGUACAGCUGAGGCUGAUGGGAAUGGCAUAAACCAAAGUAAGAUCUCCGCCAGGCAUGUUUAAAGACAAAUAAAAAUGAUCUGCUUAGAAUAA